AUGAAAGCUUUAACGUGGAGUAAACGAUUACUUAGUUUUUCUGGGGUUUGGCCAAUGGAAAUUCGGGACUCUUUAUUCGUACCUUUUCUAUUUUAUGGAUGUCAUUACAGUUUUUUAGGACUUCUCGAUAUGAUCGAAUAUAUCAAAGAUUUUCGUUACGUACUCAUAAACAUUAGGGAGAAUAUGCUGAUGUUAAUGACACUGACAAAAUUUGGAAUGUGCCGAAUAAAAUAUCGAUCAUUGUCAAGAUUUUUGACAGAAACGGAAAACGAUUACACAGUCGAUAAUUAUAAAACUAAAGAAGAGAGGCUGAUUUUUAUGAAGUAUAACAAAUUUUCCUAUAUAUUCAUCAUGAUGUCGUUCCCAUCGAUGACCUUCAUACUUCUUUUGUAUUAUUUUAAAACUGUCAUACCGAGUAUUCUCAUGGUUAUGACGAAUUCUUCAUUGGAAUAUAAAUUACCUUAUAAAAUAAAGCCGUUAUUGAAGCCGUAUGAUGCAAAAAGCUAUACAUUCGGCUGCAUACACGAAUUUUUUCGUACAAUUAUAAUCCUUUCCGGUUAUAUUGGGACCGAUAGUUUAUUGGCUACUACCGGAUUUCAUCUUACCGGUCAAUUGGCAAUUUUGAAGUGCAGAGCGAAGAAUGUUGUAAAUGACACCGACGGUUGUCGGGAGGGAAUUCGAAAAAUGAUUCUUCAUCAUCAUCGUUUGAUAAGAUUAGCGGAUAUAUUAGAGGAUAGUUUUAAUAUAGUUAUUGGACAACAUUUAUUUGGGACAACGUUACAGCUUUGUAUAUCUUAUUAUCAAAUGCUGUCCAGUUUAACAGUAUUAGAAGGAAUCGGUAUAUUAUCGUUCUUUAUGUACAUUUCUCUUUUGUCGGGAACAUUGUUCACUUAUUGUUACAUCGGUGAAUGUCUCAUUCAGGAAAGCACGAGCUUAUGCGAAGCUCUUUAUCAUUGCAACUGGUAUGAACUGUCGACGAUCGAUAUGAAAUCGAUUUGCAUUUGCAUGAUGCGAGCUAGAAAGCCACUAAAAUUGACUUGUGUGAAGCUUUGCAUUGUGUCUUUGCGUACUUUUACUGAGGCAACUCUCUGA
Messenger RNA from Vespula vulgaris, 1092 nucleotides. RefSeq names its product putative odorant receptor 69a. The coding region runs from base 1 to 1092 and encodes 363 amino acids. The record is from RefSeq and is a predicted model, not a curated record. Gene Ontology annotation, cellular component: plasma membrane. Lineage: Eukaryota; Metazoa; Arthropoda; Insecta; Hymenoptera; Vespidae. Gene Ontology annotation, biological process: detection of chemical stimulus involved in sensory perception of smell; sensory perception of smell. Gene Ontology annotation, molecular function: olfactory receptor activity; odorant binding. The transcript is spliced from 6 exons.